This is a messenger RNA of Solanum dulcamara, 1469 nucleotides long. Its product is annotated as glyceraldehyde-3-phosphate dehydrogenase A, chloroplastic-like. Bases 77 to 1285 code for a protein of 402 amino acids. Gene Ontology annotation, molecular function: NADP binding; glyceraldehyde-3-phosphate dehydrogenase (NAD+) (phosphorylating) activity; NAD binding. The transcript is spliced from 4 exons. The record is from RefSeq and is a predicted model, not a curated record. Gene Ontology annotation, cellular component: chloroplast; apoplast. Gene Ontology annotation, biological process: glucose metabolic process. NCBI's taxonomy places the organism in Eukaryota, Viridiplantae, Streptophyta, Magnoliopsida, Solanales, Solanaceae.
CUCAUCCACUCCAUCCAAUCUUCACUAAAUAUAGUGACACCAGUGAGAGGGUUGUGAAUACAUACCACACAAAUCAAUGGCUUCGGCUGCUCUAUCAGUAGCCAAUUCUUCUCUCCACGUCAGCAACAAAGGAUCAUUCUCAGAGUUCACUGGUCUUCGAACCUCAUCUGCCGUUCCAUUCGGAAGGAAAGCUAACGAUGACUUGCUAUCUCUUGAUGCUUUCCAUACCUCUGCUAUUGGUGGAGGGAAGAACAAGAGUAGAGUAGUGGAGGCGAAAUUGAAGGUAGCCAUCAAUGGAUUUGGAAGAAUUGGAAGGAAUUUCUUGAGGUGCUGGCAUGGCAGGAAGGACUCUCCCCUUGAUGUCAUUGCCAUCAAUGACUCUGGCGGUGUCAAGCAAGCCUCUCAUCUCCUCAAGUACGACUCUACCCUCGGCAUCUUCGACGCUGAUGUUAAGCCUGUUGGUACUGAUGGCAUUUCUGUUGAUGGAAAGGUCAUCAAAGUUGUCUCCGACCGUAACCCCAUCAAUCUCCCCUGGAAGGAUCUUGGUGUUGACUUGGUAAUCGAAGGUACCGGAGUGUUUGUUGACAGAGAGGGUGCUGGGAAGCACAUCCAAGCUGGAGCUAAGAAAGUGCUGAUCACUGCCCCCGGAAAGGGUGAUAUUCCUACCUAUGUCGUCGGUGUCAAUGCAGACCUUUACAGCCCCGAUGAGCCCAUCAUCAGCAAUGCUUCUUGCACCACCAACUGUCUUGCUCCUUUUGUCAAAGUCCUUGACCAAAAAUUCGGCAUAAUCAAGGGGACCAUGACAACUACACAUUCCUACACUGGUGACCAAAGGCUUCUUGAUGCAAGCCACAGGGACCUUAGACGUGCAAGAGCUGCAGCUCUCAACAUUGUGCCAACCUCAACUGGUGCAGCUAAGGCUGUGGCCCUUGUCCUUCCCAGCCUCAAGGGGAAGCUCAAUGGCAUUGCCCUGCGUGUCCCCACCCCCAAUGUAUCAGUCGUGGACCUUGUCGUUCAAGUAUCAAAGAAGACAUUUGCAGAGGAAGUGAAUGCUGCAUUCAGGGAGUCUGCUGACAAGGAGCUUGCUGGCAUUCUCUCCGUCUGUGAUGAGCCACUUGUUUCAGUAGACUUUAGGUGCUCUGAUGUUUCAUCAACUGUGGAUGCUUCACUUACCAUGGUCAUGGGAGAUGACAUGGUUAAGGUUAUUGCUUGGUAUGACAAUGAAUGGGGUUACUCACAGAGGGUGGUUGAUCUCGCUGACAUUGUUGCCAACCAAUGGAUAUGAAAAUGCUCUUAUCUAUUAAAUAUUAGCUUAAUUUUUUGCCUUACUAUCUGUAGAUUAUAUUGCUUCCCUUUCCCUUUUCUGAAAAUUGUAACCAUCGAGAACCCAGACAGUUUUCUAUCGUAAAUUUGUGUAACAUCAUCAAUUCAUUUCAAAUAAUGCAUGAUCGUAGUGUACAGAGCUUAAA